AUGUCACAAAGUUUCGAUUUACCUCCUCCACCACAACCACCACCACAUUCGUUACAAUCUACAGACCAGUUUCAACCACCUCGUAUAUUAGAAUAUGGUCCUUUACAAGGUUGUGCUGGUGAUAACUUUCAUAUCAGCAUAAGCUCCACAACAAAUAUAGAUCCAAAUCUAUUAAAAGUUGCUUUCGAUUCUUGUAUCACAACAUGUCAUUUUACUGUAGACACUGUUACUCAAAUAAUUACAUUUCAUUCCAUUGUACCGAGUUGUGAUUCAUCAAGGGUUCCUAUUUAUCUUUUACUUGAACAGUCAGAUCAAAUACUUGACAGUUGGCUUGUGGGUUACUUUACUUUCUAUUCAAGAAAACGUUUAUCUAUUGAUCAAAAUGACCCUAUCGAGAAUACAAAUGAUUCAAAACGAUCUCGUCAGACGGAUCAAUAUGCUAUUUCAUCGAAUUAUCCCGCAAAUUACUAUGGUUUGUCGCCGCAUGCUCCGUAUGUAGGCUUACCUCCCACGCAACCAUCUCCGAGACAACGCGAAUAUUUCGAAGAAACCGCCAUUCUGGGUUAUCCUUCCUCCAGUUAUCAGCCUUCAUUUAAUGACGGGGAUUACAUAUCAUCACCUACCACACAUCCUCAACAAGAUCCUUACAUUAUGCCAUUAAUGGAUACUAUCCUCACUACACCACCAUCAUCAUCACCAUCAACUGCGCCUUCUAUACAAAUGAAACCAUCCCCUCUUCCUCCACUACAAACUAAUACUUCACCUAAUAUUACUGCUACACCUAAUUACCCUCCCAUCUCUUCUUCCUCUAAUCAACCUCAACCUCACCAACAACCUCAACAACAAUCCGCAAUGUUGACUUUAAAUCCAUUUGCUAAUUUACUCAAUAAGGCCAAUCUCAACAUUCAAGGCGAUCUUGAAUCCAUGAUUAAAGAUUGGACUCCCGAAGAAUGGGAAAACCAACGAAGACUGGUACAAUUUUGGCGAAGACAACAAGGCAACGAAGUGACUUGUAAUUUUAAGGCUUUUCAAUUACCUAUCGAAAAGAGCAAACAACCUGAUAUGAGUAAAUUGAUCAUUGUUUCCUGCAUCUAUUGGAAAGAAAAGAAUGAUUAUUUUAUCACAUCAGUGGAUUGUAUUUAUCUUUUGGAGCAUUUGAUUGGCGUUAAAUUUACUGUGGAAGAAAAAAACCGAAUAAGACGAAAUCUGGAAGGCUAUAAACCACUGACCGUUAGUAAAUCAAAGCCUGAGUCUGCUGACUUUUUUAAAUUAAUCAUGGGGUUUCCAAACCCUAAACCAAGAAAUAUCGAAAAAGAUGUGAAAGUCUUUCCUUGGGCUAUAUUGGGUGUCGCUUUAAAAAAAAUCAUCAGUAAAUACACAGCAAGUUACAGUAGCACCGCAAGCGUAAAUUAUGACAUAUUAACAUCCACUGAUAGUAAUAAUAACAAUAAUAAUAAUAAUAAUAAUAAUCAACCCCCUAAUACUUCACCUACUACUUUAUAA
Mucor mucedo is the source of this 1503-nucleotide messenger RNA. RefSeq lists its product as uncharacterized. The transcript is spliced from 3 exons. Gene Ontology annotation, cellular component: nucleus. The record is from RefSeq and is a predicted model, not a curated record. Lineage: Eukaryota; Fungi; Mucoromycota; Mucoromycetes; Mucorales; Mucoraceae. The coding region runs from base 1 to 1503 and encodes 500 amino acids.